Microsporum canis CBS 113480 is the source of this 369-nucleotide messenger RNA. RefSeq lists its product as uncharacterized. The transcript has 4 exons. The coding region runs from base 1 to 369 and encodes 122 amino acids. NCBI's taxonomy places the organism in Eukaryota, Fungi, Ascomycota, Eurotiomycetes, Onygenales, Arthrodermataceae. The record is from RefSeq and is a predicted model, not a curated record.
AUGGGAGGCCGGUGCACGCCUCAACUAUCUACUAUGGGACGAACGGGAUGCAAGUGUGCGAUGAAAAAGAAGGCCAUGUACGAGGUUCCCAACGAUGUAUACUCCCCGUCCUCUCGGGGACGGCACAGCGCAGGAGGGGAGAACGGAGAAGAAGGCGGAGAUGGAUUGGCGAAGUGUAGUGGGUGUCGUGCAUCCUUAGUGGAAAGGAUACCCUACUGCUCGUUCCAACCAGAUAACUGCAAUUCACCCUCCAUUAUCAACGGCUCCUCAGUUGAAGUCAAGGAAUGGAGGACUACAGCUACGUCCCAUAAGACGCCGGGGCAGUUAACUUCCACUAGACCAUCGCUGCGGGAUCGUAGAGCGGGUUAA